This is a messenger RNA of Cooperia oncophora, 246 nucleotides long. NCBI's taxonomy places the organism in Eukaryota, Metazoa, Nematoda, Chromadorea, Rhabditida, Trichostrongylidae. The record is from the annotation of a GenBank genome assembly.
AUGCCGGCACAAGGGGACUGUCGAAGGAGCAAAUUAUUGACAGCUCCUGGUCUCCCGCACGCUAGCGCAGUUGAGUUCACAGCACCGCUUUUCAACAUUACACGGUUCUCCAAGCUUUCAGCUGCUCUGCGCACGGUCGCAAGGGUGCAAAUUUCUCCACCGAAUUUUAUCAAGGGUGAACGAGAAAAGACACACGUCCAUGCACAUUGCACAAAAGUAACUAUUCGCAAUAGAGAUCCAAAUUAA